AUGGACCAAGGAAAUAACUCAAGAGUGAUUGAAUUUGUGUUGCACAGUCUUUCAGGUCCUCGAGAGCUACAACUUUUCUACUUUGCAUUUUUCACACUCUCCUAUUCAUUCCUUGUGCUGGGAAACCUCCUUAUUGUGCUCAUAGUCUUCUCUGAACCUGUACUACACACACCCAUGUACUUCCUGCUCAGCAAUCUCUCCUUCAUUGAUGUGUGUCUAUCCACUUUUGCCACUCCGAAAAUGAUUGUUGACUUCCUCAUGGAGUGCAAGACCAUCUCCUUUGAGGGAUGCAUGGCUCAAAUAUUCUUUCAUCAUGUCUUUGCUGGUGGUGAAAUGAUGCUCCUUGUGGCCAUGGCAUAUGACAGAUAUGUAGCCAUAUGUCAACCCCUGCACUAUGCAGCCAUCAUGAGUAUACACAAGUGUGCAGGUCUUGUCAUAGGCUCCUGGCUUAUUGGGGUUCUGCACUCAGUAAGCCAGUUGGUCUUCACAGUAAACCUUCCAUUUUGUGGUCCAAAUCACGUGGACAGUUUUUUCUGUGACCUUCUCUUAGUUAUCAAACUUGCCUGCAAUGAUACCUAUACCUUUGAGAUACUGAUGCUUUCAGACAGUGGUCUAAUGACUUUGAGCUCUUUCGUGCUUUUGCUCAUCUCCUACACAGUUAUCCUGGUCACUGUGAGACAUCGAUCCUCAGCAGGCAUGGCCAAGGCCUGGGCCACCCUGACUGCUCAUGUCACUGUGAUGACCCUCUUCUUUGGGCCCUGCAUCUUCAUCUGUGUCUGGCCUUUCUGCAAAUUCCCAGUGGAUAAGUUUCUCUCAAUAUUCUAUACUGUUUUCACCCCUCUCUUAAACCCCUUGAUCUACACAUUAAGAAAUAAGGAGGUAAUAUCAGCAAUACAGAAACUGAGGAGGCAAAAAGUAAGUUCCUAA
Loxodonta africana (African savanna elephant) is the source of this 927-nucleotide messenger RNA. RefSeq names its product olfactory receptor 4K15-like. Lineage: Eukaryota; Metazoa; Chordata; Mammalia; Proboscidea; Elephantidae. The coding region runs from base 1 to 927 and encodes 308 amino acids. Gene Ontology annotation, cellular component: plasma membrane. The transcript has a single exon. Gene Ontology annotation, molecular function: olfactory receptor activity; G protein-coupled receptor activity. The record is from RefSeq and is a predicted model, not a curated record. Gene Ontology annotation, biological process: G protein-coupled receptor signaling pathway.